UUCCCGUACUUCGCUCCUGUCACAGCUCCGCCAUUGUUUGACUUUUCUCGUUGCUAACAGAGAUGUUACCUAGUAACUCGGCGAAGCAGUGAGACAGAAACUUCACAUUAAAACAUGCGUUUGUGGGAAACCAAGCUCAGAGGGCAUAAAAGAGGACACACGCCUCAGAAAGGUGGUGCAGCAGAGGCACAUCUAAAAGUUGCAGGGCAGUGGCCCUCCAGGACUGGAGUUAGACACCUGUGAUCUAAUGGAUCAGAUAAAUCGGGUGAUUUGCUACAAGACCAGAAAAGCUGAGAUCAUAGUCCACAACGCUGCAUCCGUAGGAUGUAUAAAGACUACAGAUCAGGUCGAGUCACAGGACUCAACGCUCUGCCCUUCGAUCCAGCAACCAACAACGAUCCUCUUCAGUUCAACGGUUCUAGUGGUCCACUUGGGACUGAGUGCGCUCCCUUGGAUAACACUGCUGAAAACGGCAAAAAGAGAAAGAGAGCCAGCCUCCCUCCAGAAGGGAUCUGUAACAUGACAAUGGACUCCAACUCGAUGACGAUGCCCAUGUCUGACCCCAACCCCUGGGCAGCUGCUAUGAAUAACAUGGGGAUGCCUCCUAUAGGAAUGACAGGACAGCCACUUCUACCAGAUUUUGAUCCUAACCUUGGCAUGAUGGCUGGAAUCACCCCCAUAAACCCCAUGAUGCCCGGCCUCGGCAUGGUGCCCACACCCGUCUCCCAGGACGUUCCAGUCGUGAAGGAGAUCAUCCACUGCAAGAGCUGCACUCUUUUUCCUCCCAACCCUAACCUACCUCCUCCUGCCACAAGAGAACGCCCUCCAGGCUGCAAGACUGUGUUUGUCGGCGGUUUGCCGGAGAACGCCACAGAGCAGCUCAUCAUGGAGGUCUUUGGACAGUGUGGCGAUAUCACAGCGAUUCGCAAAAGCAAGAAGAACUUCUGCCACAUCCGAUUUGCAGAGGAGCCCACAGUGGACAAAGCUCUCUUUUUGUCUGGAUAUCGAAUCCGUUUGGGCUCAAGCACAGACAAAAAGGACACCGGGCGGCUCCACGUUGACUUUGCUCAGGCCAGAGACGACCUGUACGAGUGGGAAUGCCGCCAGCGCAUGUUGGCCCGAGAGGAGCGUCACAGGCGCAAGUUGGAGGAGGACCGCCUGCGGCCGCCGUCCCCUCCUCCCAUCGUCCACUAUUCAGAGCACGAGUGCAGCCAGCUGGGAGACAAAAUCAAAGACGACGGUAAGUUUCCAGAGGCCGUCCGCGUGCUCCUGACCUGGCUGGAACGGGGCGAAGUCAACCGCAGGAACGCCAACAACUUCUACUCCAUGAUCCAGUCCUCCAACAGCCACAUCCGCCGGCUGAUCGGCGAGAAGAGUCAACAUGAAAAGGAGAUGGAAGAGGCCAAGGACAAGUUCAAGUCGGCGCUGGCUGGCAUAGUGGCUCAAUUUGAACAGAUUGUGUCUGUAUUCCAAGCUGCUUCCAAACAAAAGGCAUGGGACCAUUUCUCCAAAGCUCAGCGCAAGAACUUGGACAUGUGGCGCAAACAAGUCGAGGAGAUCAGAAACAUGCACAACGAGCAGCUGAUGGGCAUCAGGCGAGAAGAGGAGAUGGAAAUGUCUGACGAUGAUAUGGAGGACGUUCCUGACAGCAAAGACUCUGAGGACUCAGGUGUUUCCCAAGCAGAAGCCUUAAAGGAGGAGAACGACUCGCUACGCUGCCAGCUGGACGCCUACAGGAACGAAGUGGAGCUGCUCAAACAGGAGCAGGGAAAGAACCAGCCAGUCCACAGCGAGGAGGAUAGCACUCAUUCACAGCAGCUCAGCUUCCUGCAGCAGGCUCUGCAAGGCAUGCAAAAGCAACUUUUAAAAAUGAGGGACGAACUGAAGCAGCGGGAGGCGGAGCUGGAAAAGAGCCUGGAGGACAAACAGCAGCUGAAGUUGCAAGUCCAGAAUCUGAAGGAAGGUCUCCAGAAGCUGCAGAGCACACACACAAUGCAGCUGGAGAUGUCAAACCCGGGCGAUGGAGGCAAAGAUGACGGCAACAACAAGACGGUUGAAGCCACACUUUCAGCAGUGGUGUCCUGCAGUCAGGAGAAAAGAGGUCCCACAGAGAAAAACUCAACAAGUCCCAUUCACUCAGAGAGGGAAGCCCUGCUAGUCGGGAUCAUCUCAACGUUCCUGCACGUCCACCCGUUUGGAGCCAGCAUCGAGUACAUCUGUUCCUACCUCCAGCGUUUGGACACCAAGAUUAACCCCAGUGAGGUGGAGGCUCUUCUUUCCCGGCUGCCCUGCACCUUCAGGCAGGAGCUGACUGGCGUUGGAGCGAGUUUGGAGAAACGCUGGAACUUCUGCGGCUUUGAGGGCAUAAAGAGCACUUAGGCUCCACAGGUGACACUUCUGCGGCUUCGAGAAGACGACAGGCAACACAGACUUUGUAGCAAUGUGAAAGAUACAGUAUCUAGCUCACAAGUAUCAAAGACUCGGUACUGAACCCCGACUGUACAAGGGACACAGAGGACUGAUCUCAGAUCAAGCGGGAAUGUUACAUGAGCACUUCAGGGACUGUGUAGGUGGCAGAGACUUUAAACAUCAUCGCUGUUGAGACCAAGCACCCAUGAUGGAGUCCUCAGAAGCUUGAUCUCCGAGUUCCUGUGCAUCUGCAAAAUAUUUUUAGACAUAAAGACUCCCUGGGAGUCACAGAGGAGCACCAGUUUCUAUCGUCACUGGAUCAUCACGUAGUUUUUCCCACAGGAGCAGAGUGCGGUGCGUUUGGAGCCGACACGUGACUCUGUAUGGUAUCAGGUCUACAGGGCUAAUCCAGGAGGAGAUGAGGGUGUGUCCUCCCAACCCGUCGACCUCCUUCUCUUCUCUUUUUGCUGUUGCCGGUUUGUAACAUAGAUCAAAAACGAAUAUAUUUCUUCAUUUUCUGUAAAGGCUGUCAGCAGUUGCAUAGACUCAUUUGUUGUAAUACACUGUAAAUGCUUGGAUGAUAUUUUUGAAUAUAAAAGACAUUUGAAUAUAAAGAAAAUAGCAAAGUGUCUGUAUUUUUGUGCAUCUGGCUAGCAGGUAGAGGGUUUGUGUGACUGAUAUGCACAAGACAAGAAGGCUACCUCUAAGUUUGUGCUCAUUCUUGCUUGAAGAGCUGUGUUUUUUUCUCGUUUCCUUCAUCUAUCAGGAGCUGUACUCAGAGCUGGGUUUAGAAGCUUACAUAAGGGCAUUUGUGUCUUUCAGAAGCCAAUUAAGCCCGUCUGUCAGCCUGGCGAAAGGCAGAACGUUUGCAUCACACUUAAGUGGGAAGCACACCUAGGGGAUUGUGUUAAUGAUGUUUAAUUGGAGAGGCAGUUGGUGUGUGUGCUUUCUGGCACCGAGUGAACGGCAAACUGUAUUGUUUGUGUACUGUGCCUGCAUCCUUGUAUUAAAUGGUACUGCAGAGCUUCACGGAGUGAGGGAAGUCGUCUUCUGCACUUCCUGCAGAUAGAGAGCUCACCAGCACCAGGACCGGAGGUUCCCCCCUCACUGAAAACCCAGUCGAGCAUUCUUAAUGCGCCGCCACUGGGCCGUGGGGCGGCACGCUCUCUUCCCCGAUUGCUCUGAGAAACAAAGAUUUAUUAUAAUGUGUGAUUUGCUCUCAUUUAGCCUCUUCAGACUCCUGCAGUCACUGCUUUUGAAAAAUUAGCGCCUCUGCAUACUAUUCUUCUAGCUCAAUGUAAUGUUUUAAAAAGAAGGCCUUAACUUGCCAUUUGGACAAGCUAUUAUUUAAUUGUUUAGGAUGCCCAUUGGCUAGGCUUUACACCCAGCUGCUCUUCCUUAUGUCCAUCAUUAAAAACACACAACAUAGAGUAAAAAUCUUUCAAUGGUAGAUGACAGAUUUAACAUGCAUAUCAGUAAAUUUAGCCAUUCCAGUUAAAAGUAUGUUGCUCCUAGAAAACUUUUCAGCUACUUUUGUAACUUUGCGUGAACAUUGCAUCAUGUUAUAAUGUUAUUCCCUUAUCAAAAACAUACCUGCAGUGCUGCCUUGAUUUUUUCAUGCAUGUUUGAGAAAUUUUUUAUUUUGUCACGGCAAUCAUUCAGGUGUGCACAA
Messenger RNA from Xiphophorus maculatus (southern platyfish), 4081 nucleotides. It is a transcript of the gene enox2, whose product is annotated as ecto-NOX disulfide-thiol exchanger 2. The transcript is spliced from 17 exons. Bases 325 to 2379 code for a protein of 684 amino acids. Gene Ontology annotation, biological process: ultradian rhythm. Gene Ontology annotation, molecular function: protein-disulfide reductase activity; RNA binding. NCBI's taxonomy places the organism in Eukaryota, Metazoa, Chordata, Actinopteri, Cyprinodontiformes, Poeciliidae. Gene Ontology annotation, cellular component: plasma membrane; external side of plasma membrane. The record is from RefSeq and is a predicted model, not a curated record.